AUGUCGUCGCAACAGGCCCUCCCCCCUGGGUGGGAGAUGCGGUAUGAUGGCAACGGACGGCCAUACUUUGUGGACCACAACCUGCGUCGCACAACGUACGACGAUCCACGCCAACAACCACCUGCAAGUACACCUUACCCGGUUGCUUCUCCUUACCAGCAGCAGCAGCAGCAGCCGCCCCAGCAGCCUGCGCGCCCACCGGCAGCCCCACACCUGCCCAUGCCAACACCCCCGGCGUCCUCCAGCCAGCCCCCGCACCUGCCAAUGCAGCCACCACAGUCGCAGUACCCGGGCUCACACGCGCCACCACAGCCGUCCGGAUCCUCGUCAUAUCCGAGCCAGUACCAGCAGAGCGCAUAUCCAGGUGGCCCGCCGCCACCACACCAACAGCAGCCGCACCAGCAAUACCCACCACAGCAAGCGCCGUAUGUGCAGCAGCCACCGCAACAGCAGGGGUAUCCAAGCGCCCCAGGUAGCUCAUAUGCACCGCCGGCCUCAUCCUCAUACCCGCCACCAGCACAGCAGCCAUACCCGCACCAGCCGCACCAGUCGUACCAGCAGCAGCCGUAUCAGCAGCCGCAGCAGCAGCAGGCUUAUGGAUAUCCUCCACAGCCCGGUGCCCCGCCACCACAAGGGUAUCCGCAAGCACAGCAGCCGUCUGCUGGUGGCCUCCACCGCGUGCCCACAGCGGAAAAGCGCGGCGCGGCUGCACGUGCCUUCCAGAUGUACGAUCGUGACCGUUCCGGAACCAUCGACCGCAACGAGUUUUACCAGGCACUCAACUACCUGGGCGCAUCCCUCUCCUGGGCGGACGCGUGCGCGGUGUAUGAUAUCCUGGACACCAACAGGGAUGGCACCAUCACCUUUGCCGAGUUUGUGGACUACUACGUCGCAAACUUCUGA
This is a messenger RNA of Salpingoeca rosetta, 903 nucleotides long. RefSeq lists its product as uncharacterized. The record is from RefSeq and is a predicted model, not a curated record. NCBI's taxonomy places the organism in Eukaryota, Choanoflagellata, Craspedida, Salpingoecidae. The coding region runs from base 1 to 903 and encodes 300 amino acids. Gene Ontology annotation, molecular function: calcium ion binding; protein binding. The transcript has 5 exons.